Messenger RNA from Sus scrofa (pig), 675 nucleotides. It is a transcript of the gene MRPL41, whose product is annotated as mitochondrial ribosomal protein L41. The record is from RefSeq and is a predicted model, not a curated record. Gene Ontology annotation, molecular function: structural constituent of ribosome. Gene Ontology annotation, biological process: translation. NCBI's taxonomy places the organism in Eukaryota, Metazoa, Chordata, Mammalia, Artiodactyla, Suidae. Gene Ontology annotation, cellular component: mitochondrial large ribosomal subunit.
GGGUAGUGCCGGAAGCUGCCGCGGGCGCCGGAAGCGGAGUGUGGCGACUGCGGGGCCCUGGUAGGUGGAGCGGGCGGUGGCCGCGUGGUGUGCGCUAGGCCCGGAGAGCGUUGGCGUUGUGUGGGCCUCGGCAUGGGCCUCUUGAGUGGGGCGGCUCGCGCUCUGGUGCGGGGCGCCGACCGGAUGAGCAAGUGGACCAGCAAGCGGGGCCCGCGCACCUUCUGCAAGGGCCGUGGCGCCAAGGGCACCGGCUUCCACGGCCGCGACGGGAAGUUCGUGCAGAUCAAGGAAAUGAUCCCAGAGCUGGUGGUUCCCGAGCUGGCCGGCUUCAAGCUCAAGCCCUACGUAAACUACCGCGCCCCAGAAGGCACAGACACUCCCCUGACGGCCAAGCAGCUCUUUCUAGAAACGGCGGCGCCGGCCAUCGAGAAGGACUUUAAGGCCGGGACUUUCGACCCUGAGCACCUGGAAAAGUAUGGCUUUGAGCCCACGCAGGAAGGCAAGCUCUUCCAACUUUACCCCAAGAACUUCCCGCGCUAGGAGCGGACGAACAGCGGAGGCAGGGUGUGCCUGGGACUGAGCACUUGGACCGGACCGACCCUCUUUGUUGACCCUAGCCUCGGGGUGGCGGGUCGGGAGGCCUGUCCCUCUAUUAAAGACUUUAGCUGUUCUGAA